AUGGUUGAACUACCUCCUCAAGUCCAAGUCUUGCCUGCCACCCCACAACUCAAGGGUCUUAUGACUAUCAUCCGUUCAAGGGAUACUCCUCGUGCAGACUUUAUUUUCUAUGCUGAUCGCAUCAUUCGCUUGCUGGUCGAGGAAGGUCUCAACCAUCUCCCUGUUGUUGAUAAGACUGUGUCUACUCCUACUGCUGUUCCUUACAAGGGUAUUGACUUUGAAGGUCGUAUUUGCGGUGUAUCCAUUAUGCGUGCUGGUGAAUCCAUGGAGCAAGGUCUUCGUGAAUGUUGCCGGAGCGUGCGCAUUGGCAAGAUUUUGAUUCAGCGCGACGAAGAAACCCAUCAACCCAAGCUAUUCUAUGCCAAGCUUCCCAAGGAUAUCGAAUCUCGCUAUGUAUUGUUGUUGGAUCCCAUGCUUGCAACCGGAGGAUCGGCAAUGCAAGCUGUCAAAGUCCUUUUGGAUAACAACGUUCGUGAGGAUCGUAUCAUCUUUUUGAACUUGAUGGCCGCACCUGAAGGUAUCGAGACAUUCGUCAAGCAGUAUCCCAAGGUCAAGAUCGUCGUUGGCGAGAUCGAUGAGGGAUUGGAUGAAAACAAGUAUAUCGUUCCUGGUGUUGGUGACUUUGGUUGUCGGUACUUUGGCACUGAUUAA
Messenger RNA from Lichtheimia ornata, 651 nucleotides. Its product is annotated as uracil phosphoribosyltransferase. NCBI's taxonomy places the organism in Eukaryota, Fungi, Mucoromycota, Mucoromycetes, Mucorales, Lichtheimiaceae. The transcript has 6 exons. The record is from RefSeq and is a predicted model, not a curated record. Bases 1 to 651 code for a protein of 216 amino acids.